Molecule: messenger RNA, 972 nt
Organism: Adineta steineri
Lineage: Eukaryota; Metazoa; Rotifera; Eurotatoria; Adinetida; Adinetidae
Source: the annotation of a GenBank genome assembly
AUGGAAAAACCUCGUGCACCAUUACCAACAUUUGUUCUUCGUUCAUUUUCAUCUGGAGUCACAUGUAUUAAAUAUGAUUUAACAGAUUCUUUACGUUUAUAUACAGCUGAACAACAAGGUUCGGUUUAUUUAUAUAAUCUUCGUACUCGCCUUCCAAUUCUUUCAUUACCUAAUGCACAUACAUCAACAGUACUUGGUUUAAAUCAAUUCAUUGAAAAUAAUAAAUUAAUUACAUUUAGUAAAGAUGGUUUUGUUAAAGUUUGGAAUGAACAAGGUCAAUGUGAAUGGGAUUAUCAAACUCAUCAUUGUUCAUUUUCAAAUAGUGAUAUUAUUUCACCAAAUUUAAUUGUUGUUCCAAUUGGUAGUGAUAAUUCAAUGAUUGCUGCACUUGAUUAUCAAUGUUCAAAUCCUAUUGUUAAAAAAUUCAUACCUAUAUCAACAGAGAUAAAUAAUGGUAUGAUAAUGAAAUUACGUGUUUUUGAUAAUCGGUGGCUUUUUGUUGCUUAUGAAAAUGGUUCAUUAAAAGUGUUUGAUAUACCAACAACAAAACAAAUUGAUUCGUAUCAGAUAACAUCUGAUCAUGAACCAGUAACAGCUUUGGAUGUUAUUUGUAAUACAUGUUUAUGUGGUACAACAAAAUCAGAUUUAAUUUCAUUGGAUUUUUCACUAUUAAAAUUACAACCUACAUCGACAUUUCGUCAAAUUGAAAUGCCAAAUGCUGGUACAAGUUUUAUACGAUGUCGACCUAAUGAUGGAAAAUUAAUAGUGGUUGCUGGUUGGGAUUCAAGAAUAAGAUUAUUUCGAAGAGAAACAGGAAAACAAUUAGCUAUGUUAGAUUUACAUCGACAACAAGUUAAUUCAAUUGAUUUUGAUUUUCAUACAAAACAAAUGGCUUGUGCAAGUGAAGAUAAAACCGUAUCAAUUUGGGAUAUUUAUAAUAAUGAUAAUAAUAAAACCAAAACUAACUCAUAA